This is a messenger RNA of Daphnia pulex (common water flea), 7325 nucleotides long. RefSeq names its product collagen alpha-2(IV) chain-like (gene Col4a1). Bases 396 to 5747 code for a protein of 1783 amino acids. The transcript is spliced from 25 exons. Gene Ontology annotation, molecular function: extracellular matrix structural constituent. NCBI's taxonomy places the organism in Eukaryota, Metazoa, Arthropoda, Branchiopoda, Diplostraca, Daphniidae. The record is from RefSeq and is a predicted model, not a curated record. Gene Ontology annotation, cellular component: collagen trimer.
UCUCAUCGGUUACUCAGGAGUCUUUUAGUGGGGAAGACGCGUGUCGGAGUCUCCCUGCGCGUCCAAGAGAAAAACAGUCGAGAAGCAGCAGCAGCAUUACCUCACUCGGAGGAGACCAAUAUUUUUCUUAGCGCUAAAAGUCAAAGUUGUUAGUGUGAUACAAAUUUUUUGAGUUCGUUAAGGACAGUCGCAUGGCCAGUUGAAUCUAACGUACAGACACAGUGACGUUGUUAUAGUUGUUGCACACCCCAAAGCGGAAGAAACCCAAAUAGUGACUUGGGUUUCUUCAUUUUGUGUUCCUUUUUCUGGUUCCAAAGAAGAAGAAGAAAAAAAAGUCUGACCCGUUGACAUUGAGCAGUUCGCCACCGACAGAAAGUCCAUCCUCAUCCCCAGCGAUGGCGGGCCGGCGAGCGGCGAGCCAACAUCCCAUGGUCCGACCCAUGGUCCGAUGGAAGCGCUACCAAUGGGUUAUCGCUAUCAUCGUCUUGGGUGCCAUCAUUGUCAGCAAUAAUGCCCAGCAAUUCAAUUCCAGUUCUUAUGGCGGGCUCUACGGACGGACUGACGACGACAAGACUUACAUGGCGCCUAAAGCUGGAGACUGCGGUGGAUGCAGCUCACCUUGCACUCCGAAAUGCGUGGCUGAAAAAGGAUCGCGGGGACCGCCAGGAGUACCCGGUAAUCCUGGCCCUACUGGAUUACCCGGAUUCCAAGGUAUGGAGGGUUUGGAAGGACCCAAAGGUGAUAAAGGUGAACCUGGACCACAAGGACCUCGAGGGCCGAAAGGCGACCGUGGUAAAAUGGGUAUGCCGGGUUUCCCUGGUAUCAACGGGAUUCCUGGUAUCCAAGGUCCACCAGGGCCACCCGGCAUGAACGGCAUGGACGGUUGCAACGGAACUGAUGGAGCUCCUGGAGGAAUGGGAAUGGUUGGCGAUCCUGGACCUCGUGGCUUGCCCGGUCUGCCUGGUGGAAAGGGAGAGAAAGGUGAGCCGGCUCAAGCUCCAUUUCCCGGUAGCAAAGGACAAAAAGGUGAACCUGGACUGGAUGGUGUUCGCGGACCCGCUGGAUUCCCUGGCCCGGCUGGUUUGACGGGUGGCAAAGGCAACAAAGGCGAACGUGGUUUACCGGGAUUGGCGGGUAAAGAAGGAUUGCAAGGAGACAAAGGUCUGCCAGGAAUCUGUCGUGAGAGUGGCAGAGGCGACAAGGGUGAAGCUGGACCCAAAGGCGAUUCUUGUUUAGGGGGUAAUGAAUUUGAAGGAAAGGGCAACGUAACAUACAUAGGACCGAAAGGAGAGAAGGGUAUGCUCGGCAUGAAGGGUGAUAAGGGUGACUUUGGGCCCGAAGGUCAACCCGGCUUUAUCGGUGAUGCUGGCUCAAAAGGAGAUCUAGGAAUGAAGGGUGAAAAAGGAUUACCUGGACCGGCUGGCCCUCGAGGUAAAGACGGAUUCCCCGGACCUCCAGGACCAACCGGACAGAAAGGUGACAGGGGUAACGACGGUUUGGAUGGACUUCCCGGUCGACCCGGCCCUAAAGGUGACGGCGGAUUAUCUGGAAUUCCUGGUCUGCCCGGUUUGAGAGGACCACCUGGAGCCCCAGGAGGAGGCAAAGGUGUUCCUGGACCCCCAGGCCCUGCCGGACCGCGUGGAUUCCCAGGCCCUCCUGGUGGUAACGGUAUUGACGGUCUUCCCGGCGAUCCUGGUCCCAGAGGAAGUCAAGGUCCUCCUGGUGGUGCUGGCAGUCCUGGAUUACCUGGAGCUGAAGGACCCGCUGGUGACAAGGGUGACAAAGGAGACGGUGGACUAGCGGGCUAUCCGGGUGAGCCUGGACUUCAGGGUCCACCCGGAUCUCCCGGUCUUCCUGGCCUGAUGGGUCCUCCUGGUGAAAAAGGAAUUUCGAUCGUGGGCCCGAAAGGACUGGACGGACUUCCAGGACGUGACGGUUUGCCUGGUUUGAAGGGUGAACGCGGUUAUCAGGGAAUUCGCGGACCUCCUGGAGAUGCUAUUGACGGUAUUCCUGGUACACCAGGAUACCCCGGAAUCAAAGGAGACAAGGGUCGUGACGGCAUUCCUGGAACUCCUGGCCUACCAGGGUUCAAUGGGGAGAAGGGUGACGCUGGAGUCUGCUUUGCCUGUAGCCCAGGCAUUAAAGGUGACAGAGGAGACCGGGGAUUGAACGGUGUCAAUGGUCCACCUGGUCAACGUGGUGCCCCUGGCGAACGUGGGUAUCCCGGACAGCCGGGUGACGAUGGUCUUCUCGGUCCACCUGGUUUACCUGGUCUCGAGGGUCGGUCUGGUGAGCCUGGACAGCCAGGACCCAAAGGUCAAAAGGGAGAAGUCACUAUUAUUCCGGAUAUUCUGGCACGAGGACCACCAGGUGACAAAGGAGAUCGAGGUGAAUACGGCCGACCCGGUCCACUGGGUCCUCCUGGUUUACGUGGACCUCCUGGACAACCUGGUCUCUCUGGUUUCCCUGGAAUGAAAGGCGACAAGGGCCAAAUUGGUUUCCCUGGAUUAGACGGUACUCCAGGCACACCAGGUCUUUCUGGUAUACCCGGCGAAAAGGGCGCAUCCAUUAAGGGUGAGCCUGGACGUGAUGGACAAAACGGUGCCAAAGGUGAUUCUGGUUUUGAAGGCCAGAAAGGCGCAAAAGGAGAACAAGCCCAAUGUCUCGACGAUCUUGUACUUCUCAAAGGAUUGCAAGGACAAAAAGGAGAAAAGGGCGAUAUGGGCUUGAAAGGUGAAGGGGGUAUGAAGGGUGAACCAGGACUGGAGGGUCUCAGGGGAUCGAUGGGAGAAAAAGGUGACAUCGGUCCUACAGGACUUCCAGGUCCGCGCGGACCACCAGGUCAACGUGGUGACAAAGGCGCUUUAGGCCCCAUGGGAUUCCCCGGUGAAGAUGGACCUCCCGGCAAUCCCGGAAAUUCAGGCUUACCUGGCAUGAAAGGCGGAAAGGGUGAAUCUGGAAUCCCUGGAAUAGGAAGACCCGGACAGCCAGGCUUGAUCGGCGAACAAGGAGAGAAAGGAUUACCUGGACUACCAGGCAAGCCCGGAGCUCAAGGACCUUCUGGCCCUGGCGGUUUCCCCGGAGAAAAGGGUGACCGUGGAGUGGCAGGAUUGGAUGGCCUUCCUGGACCCAGAGGAGACAAGGGAGAUUCAGGACCACCUGGACCGGCUGGGCCACCUGGAUUUGCUGGACCACCUGGUCGGGAUGGCGGCAAAGGCGAACCAGGCCUUCAAGGAGAAGCCGGACGACCAGGUUUACCGGGAUUCCCAGGAUUCAAAGGAGAUCUUGGAAUUGAAGGUGGCGUUGGUGCACAAGGCUUACCUGGACUUCCUGGACAACCAGGUUUGAACGGCCUGCCGGGAACUCCUGGUGCCAAAGGUGAUCGAGGACCAUCCGGUCUUUCGGGUCUACCGGGUGACGCUGGUCUUCCUGGUCUUGACGGACGCAAGGGCGACAUGGGUAUGAAAGGUGACCGUGGUAAUCCCGGUCUAGAUGGACUUCCCGGUAACCCCGGAAUUGGAGGCGAAAAGGGAGACGUUGGACCUGCAGGUCUUUCUGGAUUCAAAGGUGAACCAGGAUUCACCGCUGACAAAGGACAGAAAGGCGAACCUGGAAUACCUGGCAUUCGAGGCGGUCCCGGCAAUAAUGGUUUGGACGGACGACCCGGCGAGAGAGGUGACAAGGGUGAUCGCGUUGUGGGACUUCCAGGCCUUCCCGGCAUCAAGGGAGACGCCGGCUCACCUGGAUUGCCUGGUUUGGACGGCUUGCGUGGACCCAAGGGCAAUGACGGUUUUGGUGGGUUCGCCGGCAGCAAGGGGGACAAAGGAGAUCGUGGUAUUUCUGGUGCUCCUGGAUCUCCUGGUCUUGAUGGUUUACCUGGAGCGCAAGGAGACUCUUGCAUUCCUGGUGGACCCGGCCCGCAAGGCAUGAAGGGCGACAAAGGAAUUUCCGGUCUGCCCGGUAUCGACGGCCUCAAGGGUGAACAAGGUUUGACGGGUCCUGAAGGCCAGCCUGGCUACAAUGGACUUCCUGGUGCCAAAGGGGACCGUGGCUUCCCUGGCGAAGCCGGCCUACCUGGACCUCGUGGUGCUAAAGGUGAUCUCGGUGUCCCAGGCUUCCCUGGCAUUCAAGGUCCAAAAGGUAAUCCAGGUCUCGACGGGCUUUCCGGGAGAACUGGGGAAAAGGGAGAUCGUGGUCUUCCUGGACCUACUGGUGCUUCUGGUUUGGAUGGUUUGAAGGGCAUGCAAGGCGAACCCGGAAUUUCUGGACUUCAGGGUCCUCCCGGUCAGACAGUUAAGGGUGAAAAGGGACUGCCAGGUUUGAACGGCAAACAAGGCCGUGAUGGUAUUCCUGGCAUUGCAGGCGAGAAGGGAGAAAUUGGUUUCCCUGGUCUGCCUGGCAAUCGCGGUCCGCCUGGUGCCAACGCUCCUCCCGGUCAGCAAGGUGACGUAGGUGAGCCGGGUCCGACCGGAUCACCUGGUUUGUCUGGACGAGAUGGACCUCCUGGUCGUCCAGGAAUCGACGGCCUUCCCGGUGUGUCUGGACCGAAAGGAGAUGUUGGACCACAAGGCCAGCCAGGUUACCCUGGUGAAAAAGGUGAUCGUGGUAACAACGGUCUACCCGGACUGCCUGGACAAUCUGGAAUGAAGGGUGAUCGUGGAUUCGAUGGCUUACCUGGUUUGCCCGGUCCAGCCGGUUUCUCAGGCGAGAAAGGUUUCCCUGGACCGGCCGGUCCAACCGGACCACAAGGUCUUGUCGGUAUUAAAGGUGAUCGAGGUAAUCCUGGUCUUACACCUCCACCAGGACAAAAAGGAGACUCCGGUCUACCAGGACAACCUGGACGCCCUGGAAUGCCUGGUACUCCAGGCUUGGAUGGCCAACCUGGAAUUCAAGGCAUCAAAGGAGAUAAGGGAGGUAAUGGCCGCGACGGGCAACCUGGCAUUGCCGGACCAAUCGGCCCUAAAGGAGAUCGCGGAUUGGAAGGGCGCCAGGGUCUACCUGGCUACCCUGGAACUAUCGGUGAAAAAGGAGAUGCUGGACGCUCGUGCGAGCAGCCAUCUGUUUUCCAGUCAGGUUUCUUGGUGGUGAAACACAGCCAGUCGACGACAGUUCCCUUCUGCGAGUCGGGUCAGGUUGAACUAUGGAAGGGCUACAGUUUGCUCUAUACUGAAGGCAACGAAAAAGCUCACAAUCAAGAUCUUGGAUUCGCCGGCUCAUGCGUCCAACGAUUCAGUACGAUGCCGUUCCUCUUCUGCGAUGCCAACAACGUAUGCAAUUACGCCAGCCGUAACGAUAAAUCCUUCUGGCUCUCCACAAAUGCCCCCAUCCCCAUGAUGCCCGUUUCGGACGCCGCCAUUCGGCCUUACAUCUCUCGGUGUGUUGUCUGCGAAGCUCCAACAAAUGUCAUCGCUGUCCACAGCCAGUCGAUAAAUAUUCCAGAGUGUCCGCAAGGCUGGGGCGGUCUAUGGAUCGGAUACAGUUUCGUCAUGCACACGGCAGCCGGAGCGGAAGGUGGCGGUCAAUCGCUCUCCAGUCCGGGCUCAUGCCUGGAAGACUUCCGCGCCACACCGUUCAUCGAGUGUAACGGUGCCCGUGGAACUUGCCACUAUUUUGCAAACAAGUUGAGCUUCUGGCUGGCCACUGUCGAGGAGCAGACGCAGUUUGACCGACCUCAGAGCGAAACUCUAAAGGCCGGAAAUCUGCGCUCGCGUGUCAGCCGCUGUCAAGUCUGUGCCAAGAAUUCUUAAAUUUCCCAACAUAAAAAUUUAAAAAAAAAAAACGAAGGCGAGAAAUUGGUGGGAGUGAAGGAGGGAGACAUCGAUUCAUCUUCAUACCGUACUUUAACGUGGAUCUUUCGGUGUUGUUAUACAAUGCCAGACGUUACCUGUAUGCCUUUCUGAUUGCCUCUUCUUAUUUGGGUUACAGUAGUUUCACACCUCAAUAUUGCGCUCACUUAUUGUCCGCAUUUUUUCUUUUCAUUUUUCAGUAACAACGAAAUUCAUUCAACAAUGUGUCGCCACAUAAUUACUGACUAUCACAAUUGAAAGACCGUGUUUUUUUUUACAUCUUUCUUUCCAGUCAUUCCUUAUUUUUUUAUUAUUUUAUUUUUACUAAAGGCCUUUGUCAAUAGUACUCAUAUGGGUUCUUUUUUAUAAUUCUGUGUUUCUUUCUCUGUGCGGUCGACAAACUUUCAGCGAAAUGAGUUGGUGUUUUGAUUAUUUCGCUUGAUUUCACGGAUGUAACGUUGAGUUCUUCACCAGUCUUUCCCAUUCUCCAUUCUCCCCGCUGCAGCGCCUGCCAAAGCUAAGUCACCCUUUCACAUCUAUAGAACUGGUCGCAAGAAUCACAAUGUCUCGCUAACAACAUCAGAAAGAAAGAAAAAAAAAGGAAACUGACAACAGAUAACAACAAGAAAACAAUCAAACCAAGGGCCAUUUUUUUAAUUAUUAUUUGGAAACUGACUUUGAAGAGAAGAAGGCAGAUUAACAUUAUCCGCAGUGAUUUAUAUACUACUUUGUUUCUCGUCUCCACUUUCGUUCAAACUGGUUCGUUAUAAAUCUAGGCGAUCUGAAAACGAAGAGUACGCAGUGAGUAGGUGAAGUGAAAUCGCGCGCAAAGAAACAGAUAGCGAAGCACCAAAAGGGAUUCUUUGAUUGUUUUCUUGCUUGUUGUUUCCCAAAAUCCAACGAUUUCCCAGUACGUUUUUGAAAUUCUUCUAUUAAAGCUUAUAGUAGUUGUGCCUAUUUUUCUAGACAAGUGCAAUUCAGUCACAAGCUAAUUUUUUUUUUUCUGAUUCUCUUCAAUCAGGGUUUCUAAACAAACAUUAAAAGAAAACAAAACAUUUAUUUGCAUUUUUUGUUCCCGUAUCACAUUUACUUUCUUUCUUAAAAAAUUUAAAAUGAUAUGGAAUUUUGUAUUUUCAAUUCAUUUUAUAUUUUCCUCUCGAAGCGCUUUCUACUGACGCAACAAUGCUGUGUUCAUUUAAUUUCGUGUUCAGCAGGUGUAUAAUAUUUUUUUCGAUGAAAUGGAAAAAUUCAAUUUUUUUUAACAUGACCCAAUCAUUUCAAGUUCCCCGCCCCGACGUCGCCCAUCCGCACAAUCCGCACAGUGCGAUGAGAACGAUGACCCCGUGUCCCUAGAUUGACGACGAGCCACCACUUAUGCCUUGUUGUGUCAACAUUAAUUAGAUUUGUUUUGAAAAAAAAAAAACCUUCCUGGUUUGAAAAUUUAUGAAUUCUUCACUGCCAGUUUUUAAAAGCUUCUGUUGAAAUCCUUCCCUACUCAGUACUCUACAGCAAAUAAAUACAUAUACAAUUCAGAAAAAA